GAAAGGAGAAAUUCUUGGUUCUUGUCUUCCUUUACCUAGAACAAAAAUCCCAAGCUUUCUCUGUUUGUUUGUUUUCCCUCUUCAUUAAUAUAAACAAAUAAUUAAAAUUCCCGGUGAUGAGCACCAAGAACUAGGAAUAAUACAAAAGAAAGAAGAAAGAAAGAAACAAGAGAGCCUGAUUUGGAAGAAAGACAAAAAGCUUUUGUUUAUUUAAAUUUUGUUUUUUUCUUCCCUUUGUUUCGAUGUCCAAUAUCACAGGCGAUGGACAGAACUUCCAUGGCUCCACCAACUCUUUGCUUCCGACUAACAGCAACGCCUCGACUGCUCCCAAGGAGCAACCGCAUACGGUGCCUCCGCCGACGAAGAAGAAACGGAGCCUCCCCGGCACUCCUGAUCCCAAUGCAGAAGUGAUUGCUUUAUCACCAAAGACACUUCUGGCCACGAAUCGAUUCGUAUGUGAAAUCUGCAACAAAGGGUUCCAAAGAGAACAAAACCUUCAGCUCCAUCGUCGGGGCCAUAACCUGCCGUGGAAGCUGAAGCAAAGAACCACCGCCGAGAUCCGCAAAAGGGUUUACGUUUGCCCGGAGCCGUCGUGCGUCCACCACAACCCGGCUCGAGCACUCGGCGAUCUCACGGGGAUCAAGAAGCAUUUCUGUCGAAAACAUGGCGAGAAGAAAUGGAAAUGCGACAAGUGUUCCAAGAAAUACGCCGUGCAAUCUGAUUGGAAAGCUCAUUCCAAGACCUGUGGCACAAAGGAAUACAAAUGUGACUGUGGCACCAUUUUCUCCAGAAGGGACAGCUUUAUAACGCAUAGAGCUUUCUGUGAUUCCCUAACCGAAGAAAACAACAAAGCGAGCCAAGGACUUGCAGUACCAAACGUUGGACCGACAAAUCCACAAGGCCAAGUUGUUGCCGCCGCCGCCGAUCAUCUCAUCCCCGCAAUUCCAAUCAAUAACAAUCCCAACAUAUCAGAUCCGUUCAGCAACGACACUAAAAGCUCUUUGCAGCCGUUAAACAUGACGCGAACCAUGUUUUCAGACGGCCACGGAAGCGUGUUCGGCGGAGCGAAACCCGGCAAUAUUCGGUUCGACGGAAACAGCGGACACCUCUUCUCCGGCCCGGCCUCCAUGUCCGCCACUGCAUUGUUGCAGAAAGCAGCUCAAAUGGGUGCAACGGCAAGUACCAGCAGCCUCAACUCUCCAACGUUGAUUAACCAAAGUUUGGUCACCACAAGUACCAUGGCGCCACCAUCGUUUUUUUCGAUGCAAAGCUCAGCUGUUAACAACGAUAUGGCGAUGUUUUCGGGGAUUUUCGAGCAGAACAAUGCGAGUUGUGCUGGUUUAUCAGGGUUCAGUGCUGAUACGAUGACUGUUGAUUUCUUGGGGAUUGGGGGAUCGAGACCGAGGAAUCUACUUGAGAAGCAUCAGCAUCAGCAGCAGCAGCAGCAGCAAGAAUUGGAUCAGUUGGGAGGAAUUGGGGAAGGUAGGGUUCAAGGGUUUAGCCAUUUUCAGCAACAUGCAGCAAUGUGGAAAGUUUAAAAAUACAAGUAGAAAGCUUAGGUAUCUCCCUUUUGCUUGUAACUUCUUUCAUCACUUUUCUUUUUGAAAUGCAUUCUUGUAGCCAUGGAUUGAUGUUUUAGAUGAAUCUAAAUGUUAUUGCUAAAGGGCAAGAUAUUAAGCA
Hibiscus syriacus is the source of this 1680-nucleotide messenger RNA. RefSeq names its product zinc finger protein NUTCRACKER-like. The coding region runs from base 243 to 1538 and encodes 431 amino acids. The transcript is spliced from 3 exons. Gene Ontology annotation, cellular component: nucleus. The record is from RefSeq and is a predicted model, not a curated record. Gene Ontology annotation, molecular function: DNA-binding transcription factor activity. Lineage: Eukaryota; Viridiplantae; Streptophyta; Magnoliopsida; Malvales; Malvaceae.